AUGAAUUUGAUCCGACGAUGCCUAGUCCUUCCACAAGUGUUGGUAGCCUUUGUCAUGACUGUGUACCUUUCAGGUGUUUGGUGGGUGAACACUCAUCUGAUUACUUCCCAUGUCCCUGUCACUGCCGUUACUACUACCAUGACAAGUAAAAGUACUCAAGUCCGCCUUUUGCCCACAAGAUCAACACACGAAGAUGAUACGAAUCAUGCCAACAUUCCCCCGUUAGAUGCUGACUUUCCCUUGGAACCAAUUCCCCGUCCUCCCUUGGACUCAAUCGUCCAGGGUUGGAACAUUACAGGGGACGCUUCGUGGCUGUUGAAUGUGGCCAUUAUUGGGUUCCCCAAAACAGGCACUUCCACGCUGAUGCGGUAUCUGCACAAGAGUCCCCAAGUGCAUGUCUUUGACGAAGAACGCUGUGAAAUGGGGUACAAUCAACAUGCACGUCUCAUGGAGAGUUUGUACAAGGAUAUCCCUCCAGGGCAUACACUACGAGGGAUCAAGUGUCCACGAGAUUUGGAAUCCAAUUUGGCACUCCACAAUUAUCAAACCUAUUUUCCCAAGACCGACUUUUUGGUAGGUCUACGGCAUCCCGUACUCUGGUUUGAAUCCUUUUACAAUUUCAGAGUCAACAAUUACUUUUCCAUGCCACCGGCGGAAACCCUGACAGGACGGUGCGCCCGACGACAUCAAGGAUUGUGUACCUUUCGAGGCAAUUUUCACUUGUUUCUCGCCAAUCUGGGAAAAACCAAUAUACUCUCCAAUCCAGCAGAGAAGGCACUGAUUCCACCCGAAUAUCACAAAAUGAUUCAACCCAUUCCCUUGCAAGGACGCAUCUUUUUGUGGGAUGUUUCACAACUCCAAACCGAUCAAGAGUUGCUCCAAAACAACAACCAUUCAUCCUUAUUAUUACAGCAACAACCACAACUAAGACACAGCAAUGUCCAAUUCCGACACGACUUGCAACAAUUUCUGCGAUUGGACGAUCCCCUUCCCGAAAUGAUCAAAAUCAAACCGGGAUUUCAUCAUCGCAACAAUCAAACGGCUGCCCAGCAAGUGGCAGCACAAAAGAUUGAUAUUUGCCAACCACAAUAUCAAUCCAUUCGCCAGAUACUCGUGAGACAGGGCAAACUGGCAGCUACAUGGAUUCGAGAGUACUUUUUGGAGGCACCAGGAGUGUACGUGUCACAAAAAGAGUACUUUUGCCAAGUCAUUUUGAAACAAUGGGAACAGGAUCCCUGUGAAUUCCGGACUGUCUAA
Molecule: messenger RNA, 1257 nt
Organism: Seminavis robusta
Lineage: Eukaryota; Bacillariophyta; Bacillariophyceae; Naviculales; Naviculaceae
Source: the annotation of a GenBank genome assembly